Messenger RNA from Bubalus bubalis (water buffalo), 6461 nucleotides. RefSeq names its product tolloid like 2 (gene TLL2). Gene Ontology annotation, molecular function: zinc ion binding; metalloendopeptidase activity; calcium ion binding. Lineage: Eukaryota; Metazoa; Chordata; Mammalia; Artiodactyla; Bovidae. Bases 226 to 3291 code for a protein of 1021 amino acids. The record is from RefSeq and is a predicted model, not a curated record. The transcript has 21 exons. Gene Ontology annotation, biological process: proteolysis.
CAGCCUCGGCCGACGAGCAAGUAGCUCCGAGCAGCGGCUUCCUAGGCGCGCGGACGCGGACCGGGACCCCGCGCUCUGGGGGUUCCGCGCCCGAGCCAUGCCCGGCAGCCGCGCGUAAUCGCCGUGCCCGGUUGCCGCCGACCCGAUUCUGUACGAGGUCCCUCGCCCAAGAGUCCAGCUUUUGGUGCACUCAACUCCCUUGGUCUUGGCCGGCCGCUCGCAACCAUGCCCCGUGUGACUGCGCUCGGGGCCCUUGUGCCAUUGCUGCUGCCUCUCCUGCUUCUGCUGCUGCCGCUACCCCGCGACGCCGCGGGGCUCGGGGAGCGCUCGGACGCCACCUGGGACUCCUCGGCGCUGGAAGGCGAGGAGAGCGCGGAGCAGCAGCUGGAACAUUACCAUGACCCGUGCAAAGCCGCUGUCUUUUGGGGAGACAUUGCCUUAGAUGAAGAGGACCUGAAGUUAUUUCACAUCGACAAAGCCCAUGACUGGGUCAAGCAGUCAGUGGAGGACAUGGGACACAGCACAGGUGGGCUUGGAGAGCAGCCAUCUGGGAGCUGGCCGAAUGCUACAGCCACGAAUGCCAGCAACGAGGAAGCCAGAGAGGAUGGAAAGGAGAACGCCCUGCUUCCACAGAGCCCUGGGACCUUGCAUGCUGGAGCUGAGACCUUCUCUCCCCGGGUCCGAAGAGCCACAACCUCAAGGACAGAGAGGAUAUGGCCAGGAGGGGUCAUCCCGUACGUCAUUGGCGGGAACUUCACUGGAAGCCAGAGGGCCAUUUUUAAGCAGGCCAUGAGACACUGGGAGAAGCACACCUGCGUGACCUUUAUCGAGAGGACAGAUGAAGAGAGCUUCAUUGUGUUCAGUUACAGAACGUGUGGCUGUUGUUCCUAUGUUGGGCGUCGAGGUGGAGGCCCACAGGCCAUAUCCAUUGGAAAAAACUGUGACAAGUUUGGCAUUGUGGCCCACGAGCUGGGCCAUGUGGUUGGGUUCUGGCAUGAACACACCCGGCCAGACAGAGACCAGCAUGUAACCAUCAUCAGAGAAAACAUCCAGCCAGGUCAGGAGUAUAAUUUCUUAAAAAUGGAAGCUGGGGAAGUGAGCUCUCUGGGAGAGAUGUACGACUUCGACAGCAUCAUGCACUAUGCCCGGAACACCUUCUCAAGAGGAGUUUUCUUGGACACCAUCCUCCCCCGACGAGAUAACAACGGUGUCAGGCCAACCAUCGGCCAGCGCGUGCGGCUCAGUCAGGGAGACAUAGCUCAAGCCAGGAAGCUGUACAAAUGCCCAGCAUGUGGGGAGACCCUGCAGGACACGAUGGGGAACUUUUCUGCACCUGGUUUCCCGAACGGCUACCCUUCUUACUCCCACUGUGUCUGGAGGAUAUCAGUCACUCCAGGGGAAAAGAUUGUCUUAAACUUCACAUCCAUGGAUUUGUUUAAAAGCCGCCUGUGCUGGUACGACUACGUGGAGGUCCGGGAUGGUUACUGGAGAAAAGCCCCCCUGUUGGGUAGGUUUUGUGGCGACAAAGUCCCAGAGCCCCUCAUCUCCACGGACAGCCGGCUCUGGGUGGAAUUCCGAAGCAGCAGCAACAUCCUGGGCAAGGGCUUCUUCGCGGUAUAUGAAGCUACCUGUGGGGGAGACAUUAACAAAGACGCCGGUCAGAUUCAAUCUCCUAACUAUCCGGAUGAUUACAGACCUUCCAAGGAAUGUGUUUGGAGGAUUACCGUUUCGGAGGGGUAUCACGUGGGGCUUACCUUCCAAGCUUUUGAGAUCGAAAGGCAUGAUAGCUGUGCAUACGACUACCUGGAAAUCCGUGACGGCUUCACAGAAGACAGCGCCCUGAUCGGCCACUUCUGUGGCUGUGAGAAGCCAGACGGUGUGAAGUCCAGCUCCAAUAGAAUGUGGAUGAAGUUCGUGUCCGACGGCUCUAUCAAUAAAGCUGGCUUUGCAGCCAAUUUUUUCAAGGCAGAGGUGGAUGAGUGUUCCUGGCCAGAUCACGGCGGGUGUGAGCAGCGCUGCAUGAACACUCUGGGCAGCUACAAGUGCAUGUGUGAGCCUGGCUAUGAGCUGGCUGCUGACAAGAAGGCCUGUGAAGUGGCCUGUGGCGGUUUCAUUACCAAGCUGAAUGGAACCAUCACCAGUCCCGGGUGGCCGAAGGAGUACCCUACGAACAAAAACUGUGUCUGGCAAGUGGUGGCCCCCACUCAGUACCGGAUCUCCCUUCAGUUUGAAGUGUUUGAACUGGAAGGCAAUGAUGUGUGUAAGUAUGACUUCGUGGAGGUGCGCAGCGGCCUGUCCCCUGAUGCCAGGCUGCACGGCAAGUUCUGCGGCUCUGAGACGCCCGAGGUCAUUACCUCACAGAGCAACAACAUGCGCGUGGAGUUCAAGUCCGACAACACGGUCUCCAAACGCGGCUUCAGGGCCCACUUCUUCUCAGACAAGGACGAGUGUGCCAAGGACAACGGCGGCUGCCAGCACGAGUGUGUCAACACCUUUGGGAGCUACCUGUGCAGGUGCAGGAACGGCUACCGGCUCCAUGAGAACGGGCAGGACUGCAAAGAGGCCGGCUGUGUACACAAGAUCAGCAGCGCAGAGGGGUCCCUGGUGAGCCCCAACUGGCCUGACAAAUACCCAAGCCGGAGGGAGUGCACCUGGAACAUCUCUUCAACCGCGGGCCACAGGGUGAAACUCACAUUUAAUGAAUUCGAGAUCGAGCAGCACCAGGAAUGUGCCUAUGACCACCUGGAACUGUACGACGGGCCUGACAGCCAGGCCCCCGUCCUCGGCCGUUUCUGCGGCAGCAAGAAGCCGGACCCUGUGGUGGCCUCGGGCAGCAGCCUGUUUCUCCGGUUCUAUUCGGAUGCCUCGGUGCAGAGGAGAGGAUUCCAGGCUGUGCACAGCACAGAGUGUGGGGGCAGGCUGAAGGCCGAAGUGCAGACCAAAGAGCUCUAUUCCCAUGCCCAGUUUGGGGACAACAACUACCCGAGCCAGGCCCGCUGCGACUGGGUGAUCAUGGCGGAGGACGGCUACGGCGUGGAGUUGAUCUUCCGCACGUUUGAGGUCGAGGAGGAAGCCGACUGCGGCUACGACUACAUGGAGGCGUUCGACGGCUACGACAGCACGGCGCCCAGGCUCGGCCGCUUCUGCGGCUCCGGGCCAUUGGAAGAAAUCUACUCUGCAGGGGAUUCUCUGAUGAUUCGAUUCCACACUGAUGACACCAUUAACAAGAAAGGCUUUCAUGCCCGGUAUACCAGUACCAAGUUCCAGGAUGCCCUACACAUGAAGAAAUAAUGUUGUUCUUGAAAAACAGGAACUGAGAAUGUUUUUAUAACAAUAGCACCUUGUGAAUCUGCCCUAAAGCAGUGUACAGUAUUAUUCUCAAACAAAAACUCAAAAUCUAGCCUUGGAAGUGUGUGUAUCUGAUGAAUUUGGCUGAUCUGGCCAGAACAAGGAGGGGAGAAGAUAUUUCUUUGAUUCCAGCCUCGGUGUUACCAAUCAUGCAGCUUUAAAGAUUAAGAUUUGAUGUCACUGGCUAUUUAAGCGUUGCCUGUUUGUCUCCUUGCCCUUUGCCCCUAUGAGGCAGAAGCCUACCCUUGGGUGACUCUGUUUCUGGAUGUGCUUCCUUACGUGUAAGGACACAGGCUGACUGUGUCUUGGGAGUCGGGGCAUCUUCCGUCAGCGCUAGGCAAUGAGGAUAAAAGACUGGCCAUAGCUCACGUGUUCCUCACAGCUUUGGCUGGAGACAUUAACUCUCUGCCAGGGACACAUCACCCAAGAAGCCCAAGAAUAUGGGCAUUGGGACUAAAACAGGCAUUGCAGCAAGCAUCAUGCAGAGGAAGCUGGUGUUUGAGGAUCACUGUCACAUAGCAAGGAGACCCCCAACUUGUCCUCUGUGUCUUCAGCUCUCCUUGCUCAUGUUGGGUUUUCCCUAUCCCUAAUUGCAUUAAGGGUCCAAGGCAUCUGCUGUGACUUCAGCAGAACAGUUGCUGGUGAGAGUCCCUAGUCUUCCGAAAAGAAGACGUCCUGACUUGUCCUCCUGCCCUCGCUGACUUGGAGAAGACUCCACGUGGCCUUGGGAUUCCAUGGGCCAAUAAUAUCUCUUUUUCCAGCUUUGGAGGCCCUUGCUGUGGUUGACUUCCACUCUUGACAACCAAUUCCAACUGUAUUUGCAAAACGUGCAAAGACAUCUUAUGGGGGACCAUUCAGGUCCCUCAUGAGCAUCAGUGAAAACUGGUUAAUUAUAAGUUAUGUAAGAAUCAACACUUUGUGGAACAAGUCUACCUGUGACUAACUUCCUGAAGCUGGUUGGGUUAAAGAGUGCAUUGGUAACACUCAAGACUAACCAGCAUUCAGUCACCAACUUUCAAUUAGAAUUCAUCACAAUUGGCACUCGCUUUGGAGAAGUGGAGAGGAUGUUGUUUACAUAAUUUUAGAACCUCUAGGUGUACUUUAAACAGUGAGGUAGUUUUGAAUGGCAUUUCAUUAAGGCAUCUAUGGGCAUUAUGAGCUAAAAGCUGUGGUAUGUUAGCUUUAAAAAAGAGUAUUUAUGUUGGAAUAAUUUUAAAAUAAUGUUUACAUAGCCGUAAGUCCUGUGUGGUUGCUAUUGAACACAGGAUUGCACACGAGAAGAUUUUUGGUGAGAGUUGAAAUUGCUCCCCAGCACCAGAAUUCCUUGGGGACGAAUCAACAUCAUUCGAAACAAAAUAUUUGCAAAACAUUUAAAGGUGAUAUUUUUGAAAAUCAGAAUAUGGCCCCAAAGGACUAUGUUUACUUAAAAAGAUUGCUGGGACUUAAAAUAAAAAGACAUAAAAAAAUAAGAAUACAAGAAAGGUAGAAAAAAAUGCAUGGGAAUAUUUUUUCCUUAAAACAGAAAAAAAUCAAAGUAUUAUUAUUAAUUAUAAUAUAUGUCUGUAUAUAUGUAUGUAUGUAAAGGAUCAACUGUCAGAGCCUUAAUCAGUGCAGUGUGAUAAAUGCUGACCCAUAGGCUUGACUGAAUAGGCCCUCCUGGACCGGCCUUGUGUUUUAUGGGUCUACUUUUACCAAGCCUUUCUUGGCCUUUCUUGGCCCUGGAGGGAGGUUCAACCUGCAUUCUUAUAUUGCGAUCUUUCACAGCCCCUGUCCCGGAGGAUCUUUGAUUCAGCACUUGGAACAGCUUGUUAUGUGGUUCGGGUCUUACCCGCCUCAUACGGUGGAUUCCAUUUCUCUGAUUUUUUGUUUGGGGGCUUUUAUUUUGUCCCAUCUGAUCUUCAAAGUUGACACCAAAAUCAGGAUGCAGAAGGUGGCUGUUAAGGGUCUCUCGCUGAGGACUUGAAAAUUCUGUAGUUUCAGCCUUUAGAAGUCUGAAUAAGAUUGAUGAAUUCCCUGGAAAAGUGAGAGGGAGUCAGAAACAGAGUCAGCUCUGCCUCUGUCUUUGCUGCUCUCGUGAAACAAUGGUACUUGUUUUUCUCUCUCUAGUAUGAUUUCAAAAACACACAGCUUCAACCAUUAUCAACCUGUGGCCAAUUGGAAACAAUGAGACGCUUAUGAAAACCUUUCUUUAGGCCUUCUGUGAGUGACGUAUUCCCAGAAAAGACAAGCUCUGAUUCAGCUGGGGCUGGCCAGACAGCUUCCCUGGAAGCUCAGAUUCACGGAACAUACACACAGCGCAGGUUCUGCAAAGAACUGAACAGAUGGCUUCACGAGAGAAAGUCCACUCAGCAGAAAGACCCAGGCCCCUGCCUUGGCUCUUCCAAAUGCUCAGUGACCUUUCUGUACACAUCCCACGGGACAUUACCUCUGCCUGCUUUGUCCUUGGGGCUGUUGCAAAGCUCCAAGCAGGUUGACUUCAACUCAGAGAAUUCUCUUGAUGACCUGGUGAAACAUUUGGGGUCCAGGUCUUCAGCCUGAUCGAAUUCUAGUGUCAUCUGGUCUAGCAAAUGCUAGAACCUGGAUCCCAGGGCGGGGUGAGGAUCUGGAAUUAACUUCAGCCUGUGGAAUUUCUCCAACCAGAGAAGGAGGCUGUGCAUUGAUUCACCAUAAGACGGUUUUCCGGUUUUCCUCUAAAGUUAAGUUUUAUGUUACUCAUGAAAUGCUCAACCUGGUUACAUCAUGUGUAAAAUCUUGUUAACUAGCAAAUCACCCUGGGGUUUGCCAUCAAUCUGGUCCAUUUGAUAAAUCUCAGAUAAUUCGUGGUAUUGUCAUUGUUCAAUGUGUGAACAAGUGUUCCCUAGGCUUUGGCAGAUGGUUUUCAAGUUUCCUUUGUAGACUGAACUUCUGAAAAAUAAUCCCAAAUGCCUAGAAGAUUUCUUUAAAAAAAAAAAAAAGAAAGAAAAACCGUUUAGAGGAUUAUCUAUAAAUAUACUGUAUUUUUUAUCUUGUGUAAUUGUACGUUUCAUGAAAUGUCAGUUUCAAAAAGAAAGUGGAAAGGAGCUAACAUAUGUCUAGAAAGAAUUGUUUCAUUAAAGAAUGUGGAUUUAUCGACA